Elephantulus edwardii (Cape elephant shrew) is the source of this 4101-nucleotide messenger RNA. RefSeq names its product kinase insert domain receptor (a type III receptor tyrosine kinase) (gene KDR). Gene Ontology annotation, cellular component: signaling receptor complex; membrane. The coding region runs from base 43 to 4101 and encodes 1352 amino acids. The transcript is spliced from 30 exons. The record is from RefSeq and is a predicted model, not a curated record. Gene Ontology annotation, biological process: protein phosphorylation; endothelial cell differentiation; positive regulation of angiogenesis. Gene Ontology annotation, molecular function: growth factor binding; ATP binding; vascular endothelial growth factor receptor activity. NCBI's taxonomy places the organism in Eukaryota, Metazoa, Chordata, Mammalia, Macroscelidea, Macroscelididae.
GGCGCCCGAGUUUUGGACACUGCGUCCAGCACGAAGUGCAGAAUGGAGCGCAAGGUUCUCCUGGUCAUCGUUCUUUGGCUGUGCGUGGAGAGCCGGGCAGCUUCCGUGGGCUUGCCUGGUGUUUCUCUUGAUCCACCCCAGCUCAGCAUACAAAAGGACAUACUUACCAUUCUGGCAAAUACAACUCUUCGGAUCUCUUGCAGAGGACAGAGGGACUUGGACUGGCUUUGGCCCAACAAUCAGAGUGGUUCCGAGGAAAGGGUGGAGAUGACCGAGUGCAGUGAGGGCUCCUUCUGUAAGAUGCUGACAAUUCCUCGAGUGAUCGGAAAUGACACUGGAACCUACAAGUGCUUCUAUCGGGACACCAACAUGACCACGGCCAUUUAUGUCUAUGUCCAAGAUUACAGAUCUCCAUUUAUUGCUUCUGUUAGUGAUGAGCAUGAAGUUGUGUUCAUCACAGACAACAAAAACAAAAGUCUGGUGAUUCCGUGUCGCGGGACUGUUUCAAACCUCAACGUGUCACUGUGUGCCAGGUAUCCAGAGAAGAGAUUUGUUCCUGAUGGCAACAGGAUUUUCUGGAACAGCAAGGAAGGCUUCACUAUUCCCAGCUACAUGAUCAGCUAUGCUGGAAUGGUCUUCUGUGAAGCAAAAAUUAAUGAUGAAACCUAUCAGUCUAUUACGUAUAUAGUUGUGGUUCUUGGUUACAAGAUUUAUGAUGUGGCUGUGAGUCCUGCUCAUGCAGUUGAGUUGUCUGUUGGAGAGAAACUUGUCCUAAAUUGUACAGCAAAGACGGAACUAAAUGUGGGGAUUUCUUUCCAGUGGGAUUAUCCUUGUUUGAAGCAUCAGCAUAAGAAACAUAUAAACCGGGACCUAAAGUUCCAGUCUAACGGUGAAACAAAGACAUUCUUUAGCACCUUGACUAUAGAUAGUGUGUCUCGGAAUGACCAAGGGCUCUAUAGCUGUGCUGCAUCCAGUGGGCGGAUGACCAAGAAGAACAGCACCUUUGUCAGGGUCCAUGAAAAACCUUUUGUUGCUUUUCAUAGUGGCAUGGACUCCUUGGUGGAAGCCACAGUGGGAGACCGUGUGAGGAUCCCUGUAAAAAGUCUUGGUUACCCACCUCCUGAGAUCAAAUGGUAUAAAAAUGGGAAGCUCCUUGAGUCCAAUCACACAAUCAAGGUGGGACAUGUGCUGACAAUUAUGGAAGUGAGCGAAAAGGAUACAGGCAACUACACGGUCAUUCUCACCAAUCCCGUCUCAAAGGAGAAACAGAGCCACGUGGUAUCUCUGGUUGUGAAUGUCCCACCUGAGAUUGGGGAGAAAUCUCUGAUAGCGCCCAUGGAUUCCUACCAGUAUGGCACCAUGCAGACUCUGACAUGCACGGUCUACGCCGUCCCUCCGCCACGCCACAUCCAGUGGUACUGGCAGUUGGAGGAAGAAUGCAACUACAGCCCCAUUCAAGCUGCCUUAACGACAAAACCAUAUACUUGCAAAGAAUGGAAGAACGUGGAGGACUCCCAGGGGGGAAAUAAAAUUGAAGUUACUAAAAACCAAUUUGCUGUAAUUGAAGGAAAAAACAAAACUGUAAGCACCCUUGUUAUCCAAGCGGCAAAUGUGUCAGCUUUGUAUAAAUGUAAAGCCAUUAACAGAGCCGGGCUCGGAGAGAGGGUUAUCUCUUUCCAUGUGACUCGGGGUCCUGAAAUUACCUUGCAACCUGAUGCCCAGCCGACCGAACAGGAGGCUGUGUCCCUGUGGUGCGCCGUAGACAGAGCGACGUUUGAGAACCUCACAUGGUACAGGCUUGGUGCGCAGGCCCUGCUACCCCAAGAAGGGCAGUUAUCCACAUCUGCUUGCAAGAACCUGGACUCUCUUCAGAGACUGAAUGCUACCAUGUCCUCUAAUGGCACGAGGGACAUUUUGGUCUUGGAAUUCCAGAACGCAUCCUUGCAGGACCGAGGAGGCUACGUCUGCUUUGCUCAUGACAGAAAGACCAAGAAAAGGCAUUGUGUGAUCAAGCAGCUUGUGGUCCUAGAACGUGUAGCCCCUACGAUUGUUGGCAACUUGGAGAAUCAAACGACGAGUAUUGGAGAAACCAUUGAAGUGUCCUGCAUACCCUCUGGGAACCCUCCUCCACAGAUUACCUGGUUUAAAGAUAAUGAAACACUUGUAGAAGACUCAGGCAUCGUGUUGAAAGAUGGAAACCAGAACCUAACCAUCCGGAGGGUGAGGAAGGAGGACGAAGGCCUCUACACCUGCCAGGCCUGCAAUGUUCUUGGAUGUGUCAAAAUGGAGACCUUUUUCUUAAUAGAAGGUGCCCAGGAAAAGACAAACCUGGAGGUCAUCAUUCUAGUUGGCACGGCGGUGAUUGCCAUGUUCUUCUGGCUUCUUCUCGUCAUCAUUCUGAGGACCGUUAAACGGGCCAAUGGAGGGGAACUGAAGACGGGCUACUUGUCCAUUGUCAUGGAUCCCGAUGAACUGCCCUUGGAUGAGCAUUGUGAACGCUUGCCUUACGAUGCCAGCAAAUGGGAAUUCCCCAGAGACCGGCUGAAACUGGGUAAACCUCUUGGCCGUGGUGCCUUUGGCCAAGUGAUUGAAGCCGAUGCCUUUGGAAUCGACAAGACAACAACUUGCAAGACAGUGGCUGUCAAAAUGUUGAAAGAAGGAGCAACUCAUAGUGAACACCGAGCCCUAAUGUCUGAACUCAAGAUCCUCAUUCAUAUUGGCCAUCAUCUCAAUGUGGUCAACCUUCUAGGCGCCUGCACUAAGCCAGGAGGACCGCUCAUGGUGAUUGUGGAAUUUUGCAAGUUUGGAAACCUAUCGACGUACUUACGGGGAAAGAGAAACGAAUUCAUCCCCUACAAGACCAAGGGGGCACGGUUCCGUCAAGGAAAAGACUAUGUUGGGGAGAUCCCUGUGGACUUGAAACGCCGCUUGGAUAGCAUCACGAGUAGCCAGAGCUCAGCCAGUUCUGGAUUUGUUGAGGAGAAGUCCCUCAGUGAUGUGGAGGAGGAAGAAGUUUCUGAAGAUGUGUACAAGAACUUCCUGACCUUGGAGCAUCUCAUCUGUUACAGCUUCCAGGUGGCGAAGGGCAUGGAAUUUUUGGCAUCCCGCAAGUGUAUCCACAGGGACCUGGCAGCGCGGAACAUCCUCUUGUCUGAGAAGAACGUGGUUAAAAUCUGUGACUUCGGCUUGGCGCGGGAUAUUUAUAAAGACCCGGACUAUGUCAGAAAAGGAGAUGCUCGCCUCCCUCUGAAAUGGAUGGCCCCAGAAACAAUUUUUGAUCGAGUGUACACAAUCCAGAGUGAUGUGUGGUCUUUCGGUGUUUUGCUUUGGGAGAUAUUUUCCUUGGGAGCAUCUCCAUAUCCUGGGGUAAAGAUCGAUGAGGAAUUUUGCAGGCGACUGAAAGAAGGAACUAGAAUGAGAGCCCCUGAUUAUACUACCCCAGAAAUGUACCAGACCAUGCUUGACUGCUGGCAUGGGGAGCCCAAUCAGAGACCUACAUUUUCCGAGCUGGUGGAACAUUUGGGAAAUCUCUUGCAAGCUAAUGCCCAGCAGGAUGGCAAAGACUACAUUGUUCUCCCGAUCUCUGAGACGCUGAGCAUGGAAGAGGACUCUGGACUCUCUCUGCCUACCUCACCUGUUUCCUGUAUGGAAGAAGAGGAAGCAUGCGACCCCAAAUUCCAUUAUGACAACACAGCAGGCAUCAGUCAGUAUCUACAGAACAGUAAGCGCAAGAGCCGGCCUGUGAGUGUAAAAACAUUUGAAGAUAUCCCCUUGGAAGAACCAGAAGUCAAAGUAAUCCCAGAUGACAAUCAGACCGACAGUGGUAUGGUUCUUGCGUCCGAAGAGCUGAAAGCAUUGGAAGACAGAACCAAAUUAGCUCCGUCGUUUAGUGGGCUAAUGCCCAGCAAAAGCAAGGAGUCUGUGGCAUCUGAAGGCUCAAACCAGACGAGUGGCUACCAGUCUGGGUAUCAUUCCGAUGACACAGAUACCGCUGUGUACUCCAGUGAGGAGGCAGAACUUUUAAAGCUGAUGGAGAUUGAACCACAAGCCCAGAUUCUCCAGUCUGAUCCUGGGACCACUUCGAGCUCUCCUUGUCUUUAA